Molecule: messenger RNA, 3732 nt
Organism: Striga asiatica
Lineage: Eukaryota; Viridiplantae; Streptophyta; Magnoliopsida; Lamiales; Orobanchaceae
Source: the annotation of a GenBank genome assembly
GAGAGAGAGAGAGAGCAACAGAGAGGCUCUGGUUCGAGUUAGAAAGUUAGGGAAGAGAGAGGUUUGUGUGUAGGAGGUGGUCCGAUCUUUCCUUUUCGCGUUGAAUUUCUCACACAGCUCUUUUUUUCACAUAUUCAAAUAAACCAUACGAAUAAUACAUACUCAGAAAGGAAGAAAGAGAGAGAGAAAGAGACAAGUAGAGAGAGACUAGAGAGAGAAAACACCAUUUUUCAUAAGCUAUAGAGAGAGAAAUAGUUAACAGAGAGAUAAAAAUCAAUUCAAUCAGAUUCUCAAAAACAAUUACUCAGAUUCAAUCGUUCGCCCAAUUAAAUUUUGAUAGAGAGUAAAGGGGGAGGUAUGAGAGCGGGCCUGAACACUAUACAGCAGACGCUGACUCCGGAGGCGGCCGCCGUGCUCAACCAGUCCAUAGCGGAGGCGAGCCGCCGCAACCACGGCCAGACGACGCCGCUCCACGUGGCGGCGAUGCUGCUGGCGUCGCCGUCGGGGUUCCUGAGGCAGGCCUGCAUCCGGUCCCACCCCAACUCGAGCCACCCGCUCCAGUGCCGCGCGCUGGAGCUGUGCUUCAGCGUGGCCCUCGAACGGCUGCCGACGGCACAGAGCGCGGGGGACGCGGAGCCGCCGAUCUCCAACGCGCUCAUGGCGGCCCUGAAGAGGGCGCAGGCGCACCAGAGGCGGGGGUGCCCAGAACAGCAGCAGCAGCCGCUCCUCGCCGUGAAGGUCGAGCUUGAGCAGCUGGUAAUUUCGAUACUCGACGAUCCCGGCGUGAGCCGCGUGAUGAGGGAGGCCAGCUUCUCCAGCCCCGCCGUGAAGGCCACAAUCGAGCAAUCCCUAAAUAGCUCCAGCUCUCGCGCAAGUCAACGUCAGCACCACGUCGCCGGCGGGAGCGCGAAUUUCGUGGCGGGUUUCGGUGGAAUUGCUUCUAGAUUGCUUCCAAAUCCUGGUCAACCGCCAACUCCGGUGGCUCGACAGAUGUCUCCGGCGGUCCCAUGGCUGGCCAAUCAUAGCUUGUUCCUGAAUCAGCGUCUGCAGCAGCAGCAGCAAACACCCCCCGCCCAGAUUGAGAACCCUAGAGGCGCGGAAGUCAAAAAGGUGUUCGAUAUAAUGUCUAGGAGCAAAAAAAGAAACCCAGUUAUUGUGGGGGAUUCGGAGCCUGAGGCCGUGGCCAAGGAAUUGUUCAGAAAAAUGGAAAAUAAUGAACUCGGAAAUGAUCUGAACUUGAACAAUCUUCAGAUAAUAUCAAUAGAUAAAAGUCUUCUUUUGUCCGACAAGAAUCAAAUAGCCGCCAAGAUCGAUGAAUUUGAAAGGGCGAUUGAGAGUAAGAUUGGGAACGGAGGGGUGAUUCUUGAUCUGGGAGACUUGAGGUGGCUGGUGGAGCAGCCAGCGGCUGCGGGUUUCAGUGGGGCCCAGCAGCAGCAAAAGGCACCGGUUGUGUCCGAAUCGGGCCGGGCUCUGGUGGUGGAGAUGUCAAAGCUACUGGCCAGAUUUGGUGGAGCUGAUGGUCUGAAUGAGGGUAAGAACAAGCUCUGGUUGAUUGGGACAGCAACUUGCGAGACAUAUUUGAGAUGCCAGGUUUAUCAUCCCACCAUGGAGAGCGACUGGGAUUUGCAGGCUGUGCCUAUUACAUCGAGAUCUCCUAUUCCGGGAAUGUUUACGAGGGUUGGACCGGAGAGAACCAUGAGCAACUCCUUGGAUUCCCUGAAUCCAACGAACCCUAUCCGAAGUCCGUCACCUACUUUAGCAACGCGUUUAACCGAAAAUUCAGAUCCUGCUACAAAACAACCUGAUCCAAGUCCCUUACCUGGUUUGUCUAGGCGCUUAUCUGAAAAGUUGGAUCCUUCUCAAAUACAGCCUAAUCCAAGUCCCUUGCCUGGUUUAGCUAGGCUUGUUCCUGAAAAGUUAGAUCCUGCUCAAAGGCAACCUGCUCCGAGUCCAUUACCUGGUCUAGCAACGCUUAUUCCUGAAAAGUUGGAUGCUGCUCAAAGGCAACCUAUUCCGAGUCCGUUACCUGGUUUAGCGGCGCCUAUUCCUGGGAAUGCAGAUCCUGCUCAAAAACAGCCUAUGCCAAGUCCAUUACCUGGUUUGUCAAGGCUUUUACCUGAAAAUUCAAAUCCUGCUCAAAAACAGCCCAUGCCAAGUUUAUUACCUGGUUUGUCAAGGCUUAUACCUGAAAAUUCAAAUCCUGCUCAAAGACAUCCUACUCCGAGUCCGUUACCUGGUUUGGCAAAGCUUUUACCUGAAAAUUCAAAUCCUGCUCAAAGACAUCCUAUUCCGAGUCUAUUACCUGGUUUGGCAAAGCUUAUACCUGAAAAUUCGGAUCCUGCGCAAAAUCCCACCUUUUGCUCUCAGUGUUCAGUGAACUACGAAAAAGAUCUAGCGAAAGGAAAGGACCAAAGUCUGCUUUCCAAGCAGAAAACACAAGAGCUCCAGAAAAAAUGGAGGGACACUUGCAUGCAUCUCCAUCCCAAUUUUCAUCAAAAUACCCAUCCCGAAAACCCUGUCUGGCCAGCCGUGCCAUCUCUGGCAAGAAUCUACAAUCCAAACUCUCUCGCCCGUCCCCCUUUCCAGCCCAUGAAGCCCAACCUACGCAAACCUCUCGGGUCAACCCUGCAGCUGAACACUAGCCCUGUCACGACCCAACUCGUCCCUCCAGCAGCGCCCAAAAGCCCCGUUCAGACGGACCUCAUCCUGGGCACCAAUGGCCCGGAGAAACCCGCGGAGGAUCAUCCAGCCAAAGACCUGCUCAGCUGCAUCUCAUCCGAGCCCAUGUUUACAACAAACAAACCGCUCGAGAAAUUCGCCGACGAGCUGGAUGCCGGCACCUACAAGAAGCUCCUCAAGGGCCUUAUGGAGAACGCUUGGUGGCAGGCAGAAGCCGCCUCAGCUGCCGUUCACCGGAACCCCUUGUCGGUGAUCGUGCUCCGGGACAUCGACGAGGCGGACGUGCUCGCGCGUGCGAACAUAAAACGGGCCAUUGAGCGAGGGAGGCUAAUGGACUCGCACAGCCGUGAGGUCGGACUCGGAAACGCUGUUUUCAUCGUCACGGGGGACUGGUCGACGGUUAGCGCGGAGGCCUUACGAGACGGGCAGUUUGUGGACGAGCGGAAGCUGAAUUCGACAGCUGGCGGGAGCUGGCAGCUGGGGCUGAUAGUUCGGGAGAAGACCGCCAAGCGGAGGGCCAACUGGUCCAACGACGGGGGCCCGAGGACUCGGCCGAGGACUGAAAUGGGCGGGCUCUCGGUUGAUUUGAAUCUCUCGGCGGCGGCGUAUGAGGAAAAAUCCGUCGAGUCGAGUGAGGUGGACGGAAGGGACGAUGCGGAGCCCACGGACGGGGGUUUCUCGAUUGUGUCGCUGCCGCACGACCUGGCGAGCUCCGUGGACGACUCGAUCGUGUUCAGGCCGGUCGAGGCGGCAUUUGUGCGGCGUGAGAUCAAGAAAACGAUAGCGGUGAAGUUCUCGAUGGACGUGGAUGAAAACCUGGCGAUCGAGAUAGGGGAUGAUGUGGUGGACAAAAUACUUGGAGGAUUGUGGCACGACUCGACGAGCCUGGAGAAGUGGGUGGAGGGAGUGGUGGGCCCGAGUUUCGAAGAGCUUAAGCCACGUCUGCCGACAGGGGAUAGGAGCAAUUCAGUGGUUCGGCUGGUGGUCGAAUGUGGCCAUCCUCCUCCGUUGACCGUGCUUUUGGCUUUAAUAGCAUGGUUGAUAGCGGAAUGA